Messenger RNA from Onychostruthus taczanowskii (white-rumped snowfinch), 3501 nucleotides. It is a transcript of the gene STIM2, whose product is annotated as stromal interaction molecule 2. Gene Ontology annotation, cellular component: endoplasmic reticulum; plasma membrane. NCBI's taxonomy places the organism in Eukaryota, Metazoa, Chordata, Aves, Passeriformes, Passeridae. The transcript has 13 exons. The record is from RefSeq and is a predicted model, not a curated record. Gene Ontology annotation, molecular function: protein binding; calcium ion binding; calcium channel regulator activity. Gene Ontology annotation, biological process: activation of store-operated calcium channel activity; intracellular calcium ion homeostasis; store-operated calcium entry. The coding region runs from base 141 to 2039 and encodes 632 amino acids.
GCGGCGGGAGGCGGCGCGGAGCCGGCGCGCAGCGGGUUGGUGCCGCCGGAGCGGCAGCGGCGCAGCGCGGAGCUCCAGCCCUGCGUUCCUUCCGUCCGUCCUUGUGUUCCUGCCUUCGCUCCGCGGCAGCGGCGGUACCGAUGAGCGGGCUCCGAGCGCCCGGCGUGCGGCCGGUGCCGACCUGCCUGCUCCUGCUGGGGCUGCUCCUGCCCGCCGCCGCCGCGGGGUGCGAGCUGGAGGCUGCGGACGGCGGCGGCGGCCGGCGGGGAGGACGGGGAGGCGCGGCCGGCUCUGCGGCGGAGCCGGUGACAGAUCCCUGCAGUUCACUCAGCCCGCCGUGCUUUACUGAGGAGGACCGAUUCAGCCUAGAAGCUCUCCGCAUGAUCCAUAAGCAGAUGGAUGAUGACAAAGAUGGUGGUAUCGAAGUAGACGAGAGUGAUGAGUUUCUAAGGGAAGAUAUGCAGUACAAAGAUGCCUCAAAUAAACAUAGUCACCUGCACAGAGAAGACAAGCAUAUCACCAUUGAGGAUCUGUGGAAACGCUGGAAAACGUCUGAAGUUCAUAACUGGACUCAAGAGGACACUCUUCAGUGGCUUUCAGAUUUUGUUGAAUUGCCCCAAUAUGAAAAGAAUUUUAGAGACAGCAAUGUCAAUGGAACGACACUUCCCAGGAUAGCAGUAAAUGAACAUGCUUUCAUGAUCUCUCACUUGAAAAUAAUUGACCGGAGUCAUAGACAGAAGCUUCAGCUUAAAGCCUUGGAUGUUGUUUUAUUUGGACCUCUCACUCGUCCCCCUCACAACUGGAUGAAGGAUUUUAUAUUAACAGUUUCUAUAGUUAUUGGUUUUGGAGGCUGCUGGUUUGCAUAUACACAGAACAGAACCUCAAGAGAACAUAUCACAAAAAUGAUGAAGGACUUAGAAAGUCUCCAAACAGCAGAGCAAAGUCUUCUUGACUUGCAGGAAAGGCUUGAGAAGGCACAAGAAGAGAAUAGAAACGUUGCUGUUGAAAAGCAAAAUCUGGAGCGCAAAAUGAUGGAUGAGAUCAAUGAUGCAAAACGUGAAGCUCAUCGCCUCAGGGAAUUGAGAGAGGGAGCUGAAUGUGAGCUCAGCAGGCUCAAAUAUGCAGAGGAAGAGUUAGUACAGGUUCGUAUGGCUUUAAAAAAGGCUGAGAAGGAGUUUGAGUUGAGAAGUAAUUGGUCUGUUCCUGAAGCUUUGCAGAAGUGGCUUCAGUUAACGCAUGAAGUUGAAGUACAAUAUUACAAUAUCAAAAGACAGCAUGCAGAAAUGCAAUUAGCAAUUGCUAAAGAUGAGGCAGAAAAGAUAAAAAAGAAGAGAAGCACUGUAUUUGGAACAUUACAUGUUGCACACAGCUCCUCCCUGGAUGAAGUGGACCAUAAAAUUCUUGAAGCAAAGAAAGCACUUUCUGAGUUGACGACAUGUUUGCGGGAGCGUCUUUAUCGAUGGCAACAGAUUGAGAAGAUUUGUGGGUUUCAAAUCGCACACAAUUCUGGGCUUCCAAGCUUGACCUCCUCUCUCUACUCUGAUCACAGCUGGGUAGUUAUGCCUCGAGUUUCCAUUCCUCCCUACCCAAUUGCAGGGGGAGUUGAUGACUUAGAUGAAGACACUCCUCCAAUAGUUUCACAGUUUCAUGGGUCCAUUGUAAAACCUCCCAGCACACUGGCAAGAAGCAGUAGCUUGUGUAGAUCAAGACGCAGUGUUGUGCCAUCAUCUCCACAGUCUCAGCACGCUUUGCACUCCCCUGACCCUGACAUCCUUUCUGUGUCGAGCUGCCCAGCUCUCUAUCGAACUGAAGAGGAGGAGGAAGCCAUUUACUUCUCUGCUGAUAAACAAUGGAUCAAAAGCAAUGUCAGCUACUGGGCGAAGAGGAGAUGGAUGGUAACACAAUUCUUACAGCAUGUUGAGCGUGUACCUACUCUUGUUACAUGGCCUCAUAGGAAAAGGUUAAAUUCCUUUUGGAAGGAGCAAAUGAGCUUGUUGAAAGGGAAGUACAGGAAACAGGUUCGGAAUGUGACUCCUUAAAUUCAUCCAUUGGAAGAAAACAGUCUCCUCCAGCAAGUCUUGAGAUGUACCAGACAAUUUCUCCUCAGAAAGUAUCACCAGAAGAAUUCUCACUUGAGGAAUCAUCUACAGGAGACUCCUCUUCUCUAACUGCAGAUGUUUCUAGGGGCUCUCCUGACUGUGUAGGCAUGGCAGAAACUAAGAGCAUGAUCUUUAGUCCUGCAAGCAAAGUUUAUAAUGGAAUCCUGGAGAAGUCUUGCAGCAUGAACCAGCUUUCAACCGGGAUCCCAGUCCCAAAGCCUCGUCACACCUCAUGUUCUUCGACUGGCAGUGAUAGUAAACCCAGCCAUGAAGCUGCUUCUGUCCCCAGGAUAAGCAGCAUCCCACAGGACCUCUACCAGAAUGGUGAAAAAAAUAAAAAGCCAUCAAAAAUAAAAAACCUCUUUAAGAAGAAGUGUAAGUGAGGUGGGCAGAAAAAAUCCUAUAGUAAUAUUAUAAAAACUCUAUUUUUUAAAUCGUUAGGAAUGUAAUUCCAUUUGAGCAUUCCAGACUGGAUGCCCUAAUGGAAUACUCUGUAGGUCACCUAUACUUAAUGACUGUACUGUCAACGGUUGUGCCAGCUGUCAAUGAGAAAUCAUUAAAAGUUCAGACAGUUUACAUUAAUUUCUGCCUAUUUAUUUCUUUAUUUUUUUAGGCUGUCUUUUUCAGUUUUUUUUUUUUUGUUUUGUUUUGUUUUUGUUUUAAAAUUUGAUUUGUUGGGCUUUUUUAAGUGUAUUCAUAAACCAUUUGUAAGCCACUUCGGACUCCUAAGCUUUAAUGGACUAGUAAGCCUUCCUGGGCUUGCCAAAGUUUCUUGUUUACUGGAGCAUCUUCCUAUCUUUCCAUAGAAAUAGGACAUUUAUUUACUGGACUUUAACAAAAAUAAAAGAAGUAGAACUAAAUGAAUUGCACUACUGUUUUACAGACUGGAACAGUCUCUGCAAGUGAAACUGAAAGACUUGUAUUUGACUGAGAAGAUGAAUCUUUUCACUUUUAGAUCUUUUGGAGUUUUUAAGUAGAAUUUAGCAUUUCUAAUUGACUUGAUUUCUGGAAAUGGAAAUGUCAUGCUUUUAUUAUGGGAAGCUUUGUUAGAUGCAUUUAUUAUUAGAAUGGUUCAAGUCCUGCUGUAAAGAUCAUUUUUUUCCCAGGACUUUCACUGUGAUUUUAAUUCACUGCAGGCUGUAUGAGAAACAAAACAAAAAAAAAAAAAAGAAAAAAGAAAAAAAAAGAAAAAGAAAAAAGAAAAUUACCAAGAGAACAGGCUCUUGAUUCCUUAUGCAAGAUGGUUGUGAAACUUGACUGAAGACUGAAAAAAAUCACCUCUCAAAAUGAGGAGGGGGAAUAGUAGCUUUUGUUUACAGUUUGACAGAAAAUGGACAUUUGGAUUGUGAAAGUUUGUACUGUGGUAAAGAUAAUAAAUUGGAAACAUUAUUGUGCUUGGGAA